Messenger RNA from Drosophila rhopaloa, 1215 nucleotides. It is a transcript of the gene Or67c, whose product is annotated as odorant receptor 67c. Gene Ontology annotation, biological process: sensory perception of smell; detection of chemical stimulus involved in sensory perception of smell. Gene Ontology annotation, molecular function: odorant binding; olfactory receptor activity. Gene Ontology annotation, cellular component: plasma membrane. The record is from RefSeq and is a predicted model, not a curated record. The transcript has 4 exons. The coding region runs from base 1 to 1215 and encodes 404 amino acids. Lineage: Eukaryota; Metazoa; Arthropoda; Insecta; Diptera; Drosophilidae.
AUGGAAAAGGCAGUGGAUAAUUCAGCCAGGACCUUUAUGGACAUGAUGCGAAUGCCAGUGUUGUUCUACAGGAGCAUUGGAGAGGAUAUCUACGCUCAUCGCUCCACGAAUCCAUUGAAAUCGCUUCUGCUCAAGAUCUACCUAUAUGCGGGAUUUAUAAAUUUCAAUCUGCUAGUUAUCGGCGAACUGGUGUUUUUCUAUAACUCAUUGCAGGACUUUGACACCAUUCGUUUGGCCAUUGCCGUGGCUCCCUGUAUUGGAUUUUCCUUGGUGGCUGAUUUCAAACAAGUUGCCAUGGUGAAUGGUCGAAAAACCAUGAUUAUGCUGCUCGAUGACCUGGAGGAUAUGCAUCCGAAGACCCUGGAGAAACAGAAGGAAUACAAAUUGUCGGAUUUUGAAAAGACCAUGAAACGGGUGAUCAACAUUUUCACCUUUCUCUGUUUGGCCUAUACGACCACAUUUUCAUUUGAUCCGGCCAUAAAGGCUUCGGUGAAGUUCAACUUACUGGGCUACGAUACCUUCGAUCGUAAUUUCGGUUUCCUCAUCUGGUUUCCCUUUGAUGCCACAAGUAGUAAUUGGGUUUACUGGAUCAUGUACUGGGAUAUAGCUCAUGGAGCUUAUUUGGCGGGAAUUGCCUUUCUCUGCGCUGAUCUUCUACUCGUCGUGGUGAUUACACAGAUCUGCAUGCACUUCAAUUACAUAUCCAUGCGAUUGGAGCAGCAUCCAUGUAAAUCGGAGGAGGAUAGAGAAAAUAUAGAGUUCCUCAUUGGGAUAAUCAGGUACCACGAUAAGUGCCUGAAACUUUGCGAAAGUGUAAAUGAUCUGUACAGCUUCUCGCUGCUCUUAAAUUUCUUGAUGGCCUCCAUGCAGAUUUGCUUUAUAGCCUUUCAAGUUACCGAGUCCACCGUGGAAGUUAUCAUUAUCUACUGCAUAUUCUUGAUGACCUCAUUGGUGCAGGUGUUUUUAGUGUGCUACUAUGGAGACACUUUGAUUGCCGCUAGCCUGCGAGUGGGCGAUGCUGCCUACAAUCAGAAGUGGUUUCAGUGCAGCAAAUCCUAUUGCAGUAUGCUGAAGUUACUCAUUUUGAGAAGUCAGAAGCAGGCUUCAAUUAGACCGCCGACUCUGCCACCUAUAUCUUUGGUUACCUAUAUGAAGGUCAUCAGCAUGUCGUAUCAAUUCUUUGCUCUACUGAGAACCACAUACAGCGUUAAUUGA